Anopheles stephensi (Asian malaria mosquito) is the source of this 893-nucleotide messenger RNA. Its product is annotated as venom allergen 5-like. Lineage: Eukaryota; Metazoa; Arthropoda; Insecta; Diptera; Culicidae. Bases 45 to 824 code for a protein of 259 amino acids. The transcript is spliced from 3 exons. The record is from RefSeq and is a predicted model, not a curated record.
GUCUUCAGUCUUCGUAAUCUUGAGUGGAAACAAGUGAUAGAAAAAUGGCAAGUUGGAUAUUUGUGGCGAUCGCAAGCUGCCUAGUCAGUGGACUACAGGCGCAAAUCGAUUACUGCACCACAAGCUACUGUACAGCCGGCGUUAAGAACGUCGGUUGUAAUCCUCCUGAAACUCCCGGAGGACCCGAAUGCAACGGCAAGAAUCCUGCAGUAGUAGAAAUUACACCGGCCCUGCAGACAUUGAUUCUAUCCGAGCACAACACUCGCCGUUCGAAACUUGCUCUGGGUCAGUUGGAUUUGUUCCUUCCAGCGAUUCGCAUGCCCACGAUCAGCUGGGAUGAGGAGCUGGCAAAGCAGGCUGGCAACAAUGCACGCAGCUGCAAAAUCGGUCGUGACGGUUGUCGUAACACUGCCGUGUACGCAUGGGCCGGACAAAACGUUGCUCUGUCCCAGUUUUACGGAGUAACCAAGACAACUGAGGAGCUGCUAAGGGAAAGCAUCGAUGCCUGGUGGAGUGAGCGCUACGUUACCACACAAGCUCAGCUGAACAGCUAUCCGCAAGGAAGUGCUGCUACGACCAUUGGAUACUUCACACAGAUGGUGAACGAUCAGACGGAUAAGCUAGGAUGCGCUAUGCAGUACUUGCUGGAUGGUGAGUUCCAAACGUAUUACACAGUUUGUAACUAUGCCGUAGCAAACAUCGCGGAACGUCCAGUAUAUAAGAAUGGACCUGCCGGUUCCGGAUGUACUACUGGACGCAACCCGACCACUGUUCUGAAUGGGCUGUGUUCGACGGCGGAAACGAUCAAUCCUGUGCCAAAUUGAUUAUUUUAAAGUAUUAAAAUGCGUUCUAUAUUUUCUACCAUCAUUAAAUGAAGUCUAGUUACUCUACAA